Dendrobium catenatum is the source of this 1189-nucleotide messenger RNA. RefSeq names its product transcription factor MYB61-like. Bases 1 to 960 code for a protein of 319 amino acids. NCBI's taxonomy places the organism in Eukaryota, Viridiplantae, Streptophyta, Magnoliopsida, Asparagales, Orchidaceae. The transcript has a single exon. The record is from RefSeq and is a predicted model, not a curated record. Gene Ontology annotation, biological process: regulation of stomatal movement.
AUGUCCUUUUUUCAGUUACCUGGGAGAACAGACAAUGAGAUCAAGAACUUAUGGAACUCCUGCAUCAAGAAGAAGCUGAGGCAGAGAGGCAUUGACCCCAGCACACACAAGUCUCUCUCAGAGGCUGAAAAUCCUGAAGAGAAUAAGGUUUCUACAAGCAGUGAAAGGAAUUCUAUAUUGUACACCGGUGAUAGCCUUAAGCACACAGUGCCUCAACCUGCUCCAUCUCUGAUGCAAUCAGUUGACAAAAAUUCCAUUGCAGCUAAAGAGUUCUUCAUUGAUAACUCGACCACCUGCCUUCGAUCUUCAUCAAAUUCCAUGGCUUGCUUCACUGUCCCUCAGCUUAACUAUGGUAGUUCCACAUCUAGCUUACCAUCGAACCCAAAUCCUUUUCUCUGUUUUAACCAGAACUGCAGGGUGUUCGAUAUGAAUCCAGAAUUGAGCUGCACUUCAAUAUCAACAAUAGGGCCAUCAAUUUCGAGUUCAAUUCUCUCAAAUUCAAUUGACUUUAAGUCUUCUGUUGAUCUGUCUUCCAGCUGCCUUCCUCCAUCCUAUACUGGUGCUCCAGUUUUCCCAUAUUUGGAAGUUGUUAAUCCAAGCAGAUGCAGCAGUGGAAGCAGCAGCAGCAGUUCCUUCUUUGACAGUGGCUUGCUGUCAUGGCCAGAUUUGACAGCAGAGAAAGAAACUCAAAUCCAUUUACAAGGUGACCCUGAGGACCUCAAAUGGUCAGAGUACCUUCAGGGAAAUUUCCCAGUUUCUUCAGUUCUCCAUAGCCAAAACCAGCCAUUAUAUGGCAGCGAAGCAAACUCAGAAAGCCAUUUCGGCAUCGAAGGGCUGGGCCUUUGGCAUCAGAACCCGCAACCACAGCAUCAGCAACAUCACCAGCAGCCACAGCAGCAGGCUUCAGAUUUAUAUGGUAAGGAAUAUCAGAGGAUUUCUACAUUGUUUGGUCAGAUAUAGCCGUUUCAAAGAUAACCAUGAUUAUAUAGAGUUGGAGAAAGAAAGAUACAAAAGUAAAAACUUUUUCAACAGAAUUUUCAAUUUGCAAAGGCAGGAAGGAGUACAUGAGUAUAAGAGAAUAAGAAGGCUGGUUUCUGUUCUGAUUCUUCAAUCAUUGAAUGUGUGUGUACCAUAUGAUUUUUCUCAUGUAUAUAGGCCUUAUGAUACUGAAAAGAACUCCUCUUAUCUA